AUGAGCAACAUUCGCAGCCAUCAGGGAAGCUACGGACCAACUGACGGACCAAGAUCUUCGUGCCCAUCUGUUCGACUCGACAGUUCUUCCAGCGCUCUGUUACGCAGCGAAGCAGACACCGCUGCCACGUCUAGGAAGCUAUUUACUACCCACAGAGCCCUUGAGAGAUGUCUCCUGAAGUUUAACCGGCGCACACAACACCUUGGUCACAUCAUGAGAAGAAUCGACGAUAGAUGGGCUAAAAGAACGCUAGAGUGGAUCCCAAGGGACGCUAAACGCCCCCGAGGGAGACCGCCAACGAGAUGGGGUGACGUAUUCGCUGCACGGAUGGACCAGCUGAGAGCUCAGCUGGAUACGGCUCAAGGACCUCGUCAACGUCACUCACGAAGCUUGAGGACAUCUUGGAUGACAAUGGCGAGGGAACGAAACGAGUGGAAGAGAUGCUGGGGCCCGCACGUCCAGUGA
Necator americanus (New World hookworm) is the source of this 465-nucleotide messenger RNA. RefSeq lists its product as uncharacterized. The coding region runs from base 1 to 465 and encodes 154 amino acids. Lineage: Eukaryota; Metazoa; Nematoda; Chromadorea; Rhabditida; Ancylostomatidae. The record is from RefSeq and is a predicted model, not a curated record. The transcript has a single exon.